AUGAAAGGUUUGACUGAUAAGAAGAAAAUUGCUCAGCUCUUGUGUAAUUCUAUAGGAUCAAAUGAUGAUGAUUAUUCUAGUGACGACUCCUCUGAUUACGGAGUGCACAAAAUUGAUUCGAUCUACCAGAACUUUGAUGUCGUAGAUUUAUUUGAAGUUGAAUGUGAUUCAGACAAGUACAUUGUUUCUGUCACUAUAAAUGGAAGAUUACAAUGUUUUGAAGUUGACAGUGGGGCUAAAUUUUCUCUCCUUGCGAAGAAUGACUUUGAACGUCUACAUCUGAACGUACCUGUAGAACCAUCAAGGCUAGCCUUCCGUUCUUACUCUGGAUACAUAAUCAAACCAGAGGGAAAGGUAUCAGUUUCUGUAUCAUACAAGGGUAAACAGUUCAAAGGUGACCUUCACAUCGUCCCUUCAGGUCAUGAUGCACUUCUAGGGCGCCAAUGGAUCCGAGGACUGGGUAUUGAACUGUGUGAAAUUGACGCUGAAAUGAACCGACCAGCUACUACCCUUCAAUUACAACCUGUAAAUUCAAUUGAGGAACUGUUUGAAAAAUUUGCGCCAAUUUUCGAGCCAAAAAUUGGAUGCUUUCCAAACUUUACAGUAUCAUUACAUCUUCGAUCAGGAGCAAAGCCUAUUUUCAAUCGUGAACGGAACGUACCUCAUGCUCUUAUUGAUCAGGUCAACAAGGAACUAGAUUUACUUGAAAAUGAAGGAAUCAUUUCGCCUGUUACGUCAAGUGAUUGGGGGUCACCACUAAUCGUGAUACCUACGGCAGAUGGAAGUGUUCGUCUCUGUGUCGACUACAAAUGUGUGAAUGAACGAAUAGUCCAGGCAAACCAUCCUAUUCGAAAAAUUGACGAUGUACUCGACAGUUUGAGAGGAUCUCGUUACUUUUGCAAACUUGAUCUGUACAAAGCUUAUCUGCACCUCAAGGUCGACGAAGAGUCCAGUAUUAUCCAGACAAUGUCAACACACCGUGGAACAUAUCGUGUCAAUCGUCUAAGUUUCGGAAUAAAGACAGCACCUUCUGAAUUCAACCGAAUUCUUGCAUAA
This is a messenger RNA of Macrosteles quadrilineatus (aster leafhopper), 1056 nucleotides long. RefSeq lists its product as uncharacterized. The transcript has 2 exons. The record is from RefSeq and is a predicted model, not a curated record. The coding region runs from base 1 to 1056 and encodes 351 amino acids. Lineage: Eukaryota; Metazoa; Arthropoda; Insecta; Hemiptera; Cicadellidae.